ACUGAUGUUCUGUGCGGAACCAAGGUUAUUGGUCAUGAUUUCCGUACGACCCAUUUACAAGCAGCGGUCUUAUGUCAUUAUCUCGAAAUAUCUGGUCAGUUAUUGUAGACUACUACAGAUAAAAUAUUCCGAGGAUUUUUUAGUUAUUCCUAUUCUUUGUGUUUAAGUAGAUUCUCUUAGUUUUAGCAGUAAGUGUUUGACAAUAGCGAGUCUAGUGACAGACUGAUCCACAUGAGCGUCUGCUACAGUGCUGCAGAUUUUCACGUGCACGGACUCAAUAUUUUACCAAUCAUAAACAUUUGGACUAGCAAUACAGUGCGUCUCAGUUGACGUGCAGAUGAUGAAAUAAGGGUCCUGCCGGGAGUAAUGUUUUGAAAAGCAUGUUGAGUCAAGGAAUAUUCAACAUAAGGUGUUAGGGAUGGAGCUGCAGGCUGUGCUGAUGGCAGCAGGUGGAGGCUCCAGGAUGAUGGAUCUCACCUAUAACACCCCCAAACCUCUGCUACCUGUGGGCAACAGACCCCUCAUCUGGUACCCCCUCAACCUGCUGGAGAGAGUGGGCUUUGAAGAGGUGAUUAUCAUAACCACUAAAGAGGUUCAGAAGGCCCUGAGCACCGAUCAGCGCCUGAAGACGGAUGUGAAGAUGAGGUUGGAUAUUGUAUGUAUUCAGGAGGAAACUGACAUGGGCACCGCAGAUGCCCUUCGACACAUACAGCAAAAGAUCAAGACAGACAUCUUGGUGGUGAGCUGUGAUUUGAUAACGGAUGUGGCUCUGCAUGAGGUUGUGGACCUCUUUCGUGCACACAACGCCACCCUGUCGAUGCUCAUGAGCAAAGUGCAUGAAUUCACAGAGACUGUCCCUGGCCAAAAGGGCAAGAAGAAAGCAGGAGAGCAGCGGGACUUUGUAGGCGUGGACGUCACGGGAAAGAGGCUUCUGUUCAUGGCCAAUGAGGCAGACCUGGAGGAAGGCCUUGUUCUCCGGAAGUCCAUCAUGCGCAAACAUCCCAGAAUGCUCAUCAAGACCGGCCUGCUGGAUGCCCACCUGUACUGCCUGAAGAGAUCUGUGGUUGAUUUCUUAGUACACAACAAGUCUGUCACCUCAAUCAGGGGGGAAUUAGUGCCAUUUUUGGUGCGUAAGCAAUUCUCCAAGUCUUUGAACUCCAAAAAUGCAACAGAGGAUACAGAGAAGAAUCAAAAACAACAGGAUGCUCACCACAAUUUGGAGCUCCUCAGCACUAGUAAAGAUGAGGCGCUGCUCCAGCUUGCCCGGGAGAGGUCAUGUUGGAACGAUCAUCGUGGAGACAUGAGUGAGGCCUACCAUGGUGGAAAGCUACGCUGCUAUGUUCACAUCAUGGAGGAGGGCAUGUGUUAUCGUGUGAACACGCUCGCCGCUUAUAUAGAGGCCAAUCGUGUGGUUCCAAAGCUGUUUGAGGACCCUCCAAUCCAUCCGACUGCUGUGGUCUCAGAACGCUUUUUGGUUGGAAGUGACAGCAUUAUUGGGCCAUUUUGCCAGAUAUCAGACAAGACAUCCAUCAAGCGUUCAAAUGUUGGCACAUCAUCUACAAUCAAGGAGAAGGUGAAGAUCACCAACUCCAUCAUCAUGAAUGGAGUCACUAUUGAAGAAGGGUGUAACAUUCAAGGUAGCGUGAUCUGCAACAAUGCAGUGAUUGGACGUGGAGCCGACAUGAAGUACUGUCUCGUGGGGAGCGGCCAGCGCGUAGAGCCAGAGGCUGAAAGAACCAAUGAGGUCAUCGUUGGAUCAGACCAACUCAUGGAGAUCUAGAACCCUGGUGGAGAUGGAUCACAGACCCGAAGACGCCCAGAUCAACCUGCUUCCGUGUGCAUAACCCCUGCACAGGAUCCAUUUUUUUUUAUGUGUCCGAAUAAAAAUGGAUUUAUUUAU
Molecule: messenger RNA, 1900 nt
Organism: Onychostoma macrolepis
Lineage: Eukaryota; Metazoa; Chordata; Actinopteri; Cypriniformes; Cyprinidae
Gene: eif2b3
Product: eukaryotic translation initiation factor 2B, subunit 3 gamma
Exons: 13
Coding region: 419-1780 (453 amino acids)
Biological process (GO): cytoplasmic translational initiation; biosynthetic process
Cellular component (GO): guanyl-nucleotide exchange factor complex; eukaryotic translation initiation factor 2B complex
Molecular function (GO): guanyl-nucleotide exchange factor activity; translation initiation factor activity
Source: RefSeq, a predicted model, not a curated record